UAGUUUUUAUUUUAUAAGAUUUUAAUUUCAGUUUUAAAUUUAAAUUAGGUUCUUCAAUCCAUAAAUAAAUAUUUCACGUACUGCAAAGUCGUAUCUUCGUUUAUUUUUUAAACAUAAUGGAUGAUUUAUACGAUAAUUUGGAAAAUUAUAACGACGUUAAUAUCGUUGAUGAGUUAAAAUGUGAAAAUAGGGAGCUAAAAUUGAAACUUGAAGAGAUUUCGAAGUCGAUGGCUCAGUUACAAAAAAACAUUUUGCAGGAUUUUGACAAAGUAAAUUUUGAAUACAAGAAAUUGGAAAUUAACUACUCCUCAUUAUUAAAAACAGCACGCGCUGAAAUUGAGAGGAAAACUGAAACGAUUAAAAAUUUAAAUUUGGAAAAAGAUAUGAUAGUAAUAAAUGCAUUGAAAGAAACUGGUAAGAAUGUCUUAAAAGUAAAAAAAGGUAAUUUUAAUAAUAGAAACGGUAAAAAGAAUAACAAUACAACUGAUCCUGAUGUUAACAAAGAAAAACCUAAUAACAAAGCUACACCAGAGAGUAAACAUCACAAAAAUAAUGGAGUUGAUUCUAGUUAUGCACCGUCUGUAGAUUCUAUUCCCUCCAUAAGUACUGGCUAUAAGUCGACAUCUAGUGAAGAGAAAGCCACUAAGCCCGUAGAAUCUUGUGAAAAACCUAAAAACAAAGAGAAUAUUUCAAAAGAUAAUCAUAAGGAUGAGACUUUACAAAGAUGUAAACACAUUAUUAAUAGAAGAAAAUCUGUGCCAGCAUUGAGCAUACAAGAAGCAAAAUUUAGUUCCGAUGAAGAUAUCGAAGCGAAAAAUGCGGCGACAAGAAAAUCACCUCUUAGAAGUGACUUUAAACAUAACGCAUGGCAUGAUCCUAAAGAUUAUAGAAUAGAACCUCAUGAAUCUAAUGAGUCAUCCAAAGAGCAUUCUAGACUUAGGACUAGUAGACAUUCAAACUAUGAAAAGUUCAGAAAUGUAGGCAGACACGAAACUUUCCAAAGACAUAGAGGACAAUACAGUCUAGAAAGAGACCGGCACAGGUAUAUUAAUGAACAUGCUGAAGAUUAUAAUGUAAGAGGAGACUACGGUAAACAAAGAGUAUCAAGAACAAACAGUCCAGCAACUGAUAAAUAUAACCGCUCAAAGAGCCGAGACAGAAGGUUUAACUAUGACCGGGAGAAUUACCGUGAAUAUGAUAGACAUUCUAAUCGAAACUAUGACCAUACUGUAGUGAAGCACAGAACACGAAAUGAAUUUGACGAGCCCUGUAGUAAGAGACAGAAAAUUGACUUACAUAGUAAAGGUGCAGCAGAAACAAACAGUUACAUGAACAAUAAGGAAAGGGAAAUCACUGAGAGAAUUCAUGUUUCGAAAUCUCAAUUUAAACAAAAUUCUUCUUGCCAGUCACCCGAUCAAGUAAAUGUUGAUUUUCAACAUUAUGUUAAAGAAGUAAUAAGCACAGCUGAAUCGAAAUUGGAAGAUCCUAGAAUAUCAAGUAAAAAAUAUAUAUUAAAAACAUCUAACGACGGUACAAUAUUAUCAACAGUGGUUGGUCGAAAUAUUGAAAUGCAAUGUGUUGAUAAAUCUCUUUGGAACUUUGAAAAGUCAGAUGUACCAACAGCAUUGUCACAACCAAUAUCUGAUCGAGAAAAUGAUGAUUUAUUAAAAGAAAUAUAUAUGGACGUUGACAAUUCACAGUUACAUCAUUCAUUGGCAUCAGGUGAAAUACACGAUUUGAAUGAUGAUGUAGCUACAAAUUAUUCAAAGGAAAUUCAUAAAGAUCAUGACAAUAUUAGGGAAGGAAAAAGUAAUACAAAUGAUUCUGAAAUUAGAAAUUUAAAUGUAUGUAAGGAAAAAGUUAUUGAUACAAAUACUUUUGAAAAAUCUUUAAAAACAAACUUUAAAAUACCAAAGAUUAAAACACCUGAUAAAAUGGAUAAAGACAAAGAUUUAGCCCACCGAGAACACUGUGAUAUAUCCAAGAAAAGUAAUACGAAUUUGGAUACCAAUGUUGAAAAUCGUCAACAUAUACAUAUUGAAUAUAUGUCUGAUAAACAAAUAAAUAAAAAGAACAAAAGUAAAAACGAUAUUAAAAACAAUUCAGAAUCUGAUAAAGAUAUACUUGAUAAUAGAACACUGAUACAAGAACCCUAUGAUAUAUCCAAGAAAAGUUGUACGAAUUUGGAUACUCAUGUUGAAAAUCAUCAACAUAUACAAAAUAAUGAUCAAAUUACUGAUAAACAAAAUAAUAAAAAGAACAAAAGUAAAAAUGAUAUUAAAAACAAUUCAGAAUCUGAUAAAGCUAUAAUUGAUAAAAGAACACAAGAUCCUUGUGAUAUAUCCAAGACAAGUGAUACGAAUUUGGAUACUCAUGUUGAAAAUCAUCAACAUAUACAAAAUAUUGAACAAAUUUCUGAUAAACAAAAUAAUAAAAAGAACAAAAGUAAACAUGAUAUUAAGGACAAUUCAGAAUCUGAUAAAGCUAUAAUUGAUAAAAGAACACAAGAAAUUAUAAGGACCAUUGAAGGUGAUUUGGAACUAAGUGAUGAUGAAGCAAGUGAUAUUGUGGAGUUUCAUAAUGACACAGACAAAAAAUCAAAUUAUAGCUUACAUGAGCCUAUAAUUAUCCUAAACAUAGAUAAAGACUCAAAUUCUUCUAUUAGAAAAGAAAACAAACAUGAUGUAUCUUCCUUUAAAUCUGAACCAACAAGUACAAAAAAAUCUGACAAAGUCAAAUCUUUGACUUCUUCCAAGGAUUCUUUCAAUGAAAGUAAGAAACGUAAAAGUAAAAAGAGAACAUUUGAACAAAAGGAAACACAUUCUGUUACAUCACACCAACAAAAUGAAAAAUCUCAUAAUACAAAAAAAAUUAAAGAAAAAGAUAGCAAGCAAACGGUUUCUAAGCAAACAAAAAAUAAAUUCAGUGAUUUAUUUGGCGAUAGUAGUAGCUUAAUAACGCCCGAUGAUCUCGGUUUAAACAACAUACAAGUACAGUCAGUAGAUAAAUAUUCAUCAAUAUUUGAUAAUACUCAAGAUGCAGUUGACUUGAGUGUGGAGGAUAUUGCUAAAACACUAACCAGAGUCAAUAAAGUUAAUACCUUUGAUACUGUUCUAGAUGAAUUACAUGACGAAAAAGUUGAAAACACUAUGACAAAUAAUUUCGGUGUAAAUGUAACCGUUGUUAAUGAAAAUGAUGAAAACAGGACAGAGGAUAAACCAUCUGUUUUAAAUAACGUUUAUGAAAAUACUAAAUCAGAAACAUUGACAGAUGCGUCUAAUAUUGUUAAAACGGUAAUCAUAUCUUCAGGAAUUCAACCGAACUGCUUAGCCGAAAGUUCUCCGUUAGAAAAUAUUCCUCAAAUAGAUGCACCUUCACUUAAAGCCGUGGCUAAUGAUGCUAGUUUGAAAAAAUGUCCAUUAAAUAGCAUCAAAGCUUUGGCAACAUCCACACCUCAAAAAUAUAUUGAACAUGUUGAUGUUUCUGCGGCGCUAAGAGAUUCUCUCGGUACCAAUACAAAUGCGCCUACCGAAGACAGUGCCUCGUCUAAUAUGAGUAAUUCUAGUCUAAACAAUUCAGAUGCGCUUCAAAAAGAAGCAGACAUACCUGAUGUUAGAAUUUUCGUUAGAAGAAGACGUAAACUUGUAAGAAAAGCUACGCAGUAGGUUAUUUUUUAAGGAAUAUAUUAGAUCUCAGUCUCAAAGUUUUAAAGUUGUCUUGAUAACAAUAUUGUAUUAUACUUAUGUACAUUGGUUUUCUUAGAGUUCUAUUGUAAUAUUACACCUUGUAAUAUAUUUAAGCCGGCUUUUCACUAUGGGAUAUAAAUAUGAGAGGAAAAUAAUAAAUGUGACAAAAAUAAACUAUUUUUUUCUAAUUGCGCAGAAAAAAAUUGUCGAAUUUCAACUAAAAGAUAAAAGUGUACAUUAAUAUUGCUCAACGUAUUUUAAUAGAAAUAUAAUAGACUUCAACGCUUUGAUGUAUUAUAUUUAUAAACAUUUUUUUUUCCGACGAAUAUUUUUCUCAGUGAAAAAGCGAUAUUUUUAGGUUUAGAUACUUACUCUCUUUCAAAAGGACUAUAAAAUAGACUGAAUUU
Molecule: messenger RNA, 4093 nt
Organism: Nymphalis io (European peacock)
Lineage: Eukaryota; Metazoa; Arthropoda; Insecta; Lepidoptera; Nymphalidae
Exons: 7
Coding region: 117-3665 (1182 amino acids)
Source: RefSeq, a predicted model, not a curated record